UCUACGUACCUAGUCGUCACCUAGUAUUCUCAAUCGUUCCUACCUUUACUUUUUGUAUCCACACUUCAUCUAAAAUCGAUGAAUUUUACAGUCCAUACAUACCCCGCCGAGUCCACCUCUAAUGCAUCUCUCAUACCCCUCCAAGCUCUAACUCUUUCAAAACUACAAGAUUAGUAUAUUACUACCACAUCAUUGAACUCUCAAACAUCAAUCAUCAAUCAUCAACCAUUGACCCCAAACCCCCAAACCUCCCCUAGAUUCCACACUCAACCCCCUAUCCAUCAUGUCCGACGAUGAAGCCGAUCCCGAGCUCCUCGAGCUCCUCCGUCAACAUUUCCGCAAACCUACCACCCCAGAUAUCCCCGAAACCCGCGUUCUCGAAAGUGCCGAAUACAUCUACAACAAUUCCAUCGAUGUCGCUCUCGAUAUGGCUUCCACCAAAGCAGCUGCUGCAUCCAUCUACUCUCAAAUGCAAACGAAAUCCUACUCGACCAAAACAUGGUCAUCACAUGACUUACAUCCCAAAGCCAAAGACGAGAGUACGGUAAACUUCAUCUUCACCAUGGAUCUACUCAAUUUUUCCUUCUGGAGUCUUCAAAAUGAAGAAGAAAGAUUUGCAGUAGAGUACAAAGGAAAGAAGUGGACCGGAUAUUGGAGUUUAGUAGCUGCAUUACAAAGAGGUUUAGAAGAGGGAUAUCCCAUUACCAGUUCUUGUUAUUGGCAAGACGAGAAUGAACUCACGGAAGAAGUAUUCGCCCAUAUCUUUCGUUCAUGUACGGCGGAACCCAUGCCACUUCUUACGACACGUCUCUCACUUCUUCGUGAAGCGGGGACGAUUCUAUACGAGAAAUACAACUGUUCUUUCACAAAUUGCAUAAAGGAAUCUAAUCACUCUGCAGCUGCGCUUGUGAAUCUUCUCGCGGAUUCUUUUCCUUGUUUCAAUGAUGUGGUUUCGUUUGAGAAGCGGAAGGAAGUCAGAUUACUCAAACGUGCACAAAUAUGUGUAGCGGAUUUAUGGGCAGCGUUUGACGGAGAAAGUUGGGGAGAAUUUAAUGAUAUUGAUAAACUUACUAUGUUUGCCGAUUAUCGUAUUCCACAGUUGUUGAAUACGUUAGGAUGUUUAUGGUAUGCACCGGCUUUGGAGAGUAAUAUUAGGAGAGGGGAUGUUAUUGAAAGUGGACAUACUUGGGAGGUGCAGUUGAGAGGUUGUAGUAUAUGGUGUGUAGAAUUGAUUCGAAGAGAGAUAUUGAAGAAUCAUCCAGAGGCAAAAGUAAAUGCUAUUUUGAUCGACUUCUUUCUCUACGACACAAUGAAGGAACGGGAAUUGGAAGGAAAAGACGAGAUACCCCAUCAUAGAACCAGAAGUAUAUGGUAUUGAGCAACGGAGAUAAAACGGAGCGUUACUCAAUGUUACUAUACAAGAGAAGUUUCUAAAUCAUCAACUUAGAUAACAAUGAAUAUGCUUUGCAAGAGAUUUAAA
Botrytis deweyae is the source of this 1480-nucleotide messenger RNA. RefSeq lists its product as uncharacterized. NCBI's taxonomy places the organism in Eukaryota, Fungi, Ascomycota, Leotiomycetes, Helotiales, Sclerotiniaceae. Bases 284 to 1378 code for a protein of 364 amino acids. The record is from RefSeq and is a predicted model, not a curated record. The transcript has 2 exons.